GAUUAUUUGUACCAAGAUGGGUUUCUAAGGUGUUACCGUUCAUGGCUGCUGAACGUCUACCCUGAUGCCAUCAUGUGCUGAUUACUAAAUGCUUAGAAACAUAGGCUGUUGGCUCUUGACCUGGAAAAGAUACCUGGUGAUUUCAAGGAGUAGGCAGGCCACGGACAGCAGGGAGGGAGCGAACCACACCGCCUGAGACAGUGCCUCUUGGGCUGCUACCAAGUCAGGGAAGGGAGUGUAAAUUGUCAGCAAAAAUGCAGGUUUUCACCUAAUUUACAGAUGUUCCCAUGCUAGCUGGGCCAAGUCAAAGACCAGCUCAGUGCUGUGUGAAAUUGGGAACUCUAUAGGUGCAACCGGGAAAGGGUCUGGCCCACAGUAGCUGGAUGGGGGCACGACCUUCAUGUGGACUGGAUCUGCUUCCCUUUGCCACUGCUCUCAUCCGUCCUGCUCAGCCCCAGCUGCUCGCGGGUCCCCUGAUCUAGGAGAUAGGAGCCCUCCCUCCGUCUAUAAACUUCUUCCUUGGUGUCUUGAGCCUUAAACCCAUCUGCCUGCACCUAGGCAUCAGCCGAUCCCAGAAACGCUCAACAGCUCUGCUUCCUAAUGCUGACCGGGGGAAAAAAAAAACAUUUCCCACCCCAGAAGGAUGCUGGUGUCUUUUGGCCCCCAUACGAACACGGCCCGGGCGAGUGAGACUAUCGGUGCUGAUGUUGCUCUGCGGUGUGGUUCAGCUCUGGGUGCAGCACCAGCAAUUGUUCUGUUUCUUCCCGAAGGAAACAGCAAGUCCUUGGCAAUACAAACAUUUCACAACCCUCCUGCACCACUCCCUGCCAUUCUCCUGGAGGCUGGAGUCCGUGAGCGGUGAGGCUGCCUGGCGCUGGGCUUCCCCAUGGGGAGUCGAACCCAUGCCAAAGGGUCUUGAUGCUCUCCAGGAAGACCCGUGGUCCUGGCAAACACACAGAAUUGGUGAUUUAAUAUAGAUACAGCUAAAAUGUGGGGCAGUCUGGGGAGAGAUGAUGGUAAAGUGGUUUGGUCCACCCAGGGAGGCAGAUGGCCAAGGAGAUGCAGGGUUUGGAGGUUUACUAGUGUCUCGGGCUCCCAGCCAACCUUGAGCUCCCAUCGCAGUCUUCUGCUGACAUGAAAGGGCUCUGGAUCAAGCCUUGCUAAAUUUGUUCUCCCAAUGUCUGCAUCUUUCCUCUCUGCUGUUUCCGGGCUGUGGUCAUGAGCUGCAUCUAGCCUAGAAGUUCAGAAACCCAUUUCUGGAUCCCAACCAGGGUAUGUGGUUAUACAGCGAGGCACGAACAACAGGCUUAACAUCUUUAGACCUGUUGUACGUUUGGGAUUGGAGGCCUCAAAUCUCCCUAAUCCUCCUCCCUUGCACUGGAAACCCGAGUGAAAAAUUCAGCAGGGUCAGAGCCUUUAUUGAAUGAAGCGUCUCUCAUGUCUGUGCAGGCAAAAGGGCUGAGGAUGACGGAGGGGAGCAUCUGCAGUCAUCAUGUUUGGACAGGACCUACCCAUCCUACCAGCCAAGGCUCAGCUGCAUGUUUGGGACAGCCGCUGGAGCCAUACUGCUACUCGCCAGUAGAUGAUCAGCUCCUGAAACAGCUCUGUUCCUGGAAAGCCUCAAUGAAAUGUUCUGCAAGAGAUGAGCAGGGAGAGGCUGGAUACAGCAACGCUCAGUGCCCUUGGCAGAGCUUCCUGGCUCAAGUAAAAUUGCAUCCAGCAGCUGUGAGUAAAAUUACAUCCAGAGGCUGCUCUGGUACUCAUGCUGGGGACACCUGGGGAUGCAGAGGGCUUCAUUUGUGCCUCUGGCUGCAGAGUGGAUGGCCCUCAAAGCAAGAAUCCAGGUAGUGCCUGGACUUCACAACUAUGCCUGUCCUUGGAGGAUAACAGUGCUGGAGUCUGUUCUCCGACCCUGAGGCUAACCAGCAUUGCUGGGCCGUGUUCAUGCUAUUAGAAAUCCCUUAGCCACCAAAAUGGGGUGGCCACAUGCCAGCUACCUGUACGGAAUGGUUGCUUGCCCGUGGUAACUCCCAAACCACGCCUGGGUCUUGUCUGGUAUAGCGUUAGCUGGCUGAGGUCAAAGCCGGGCCAGCAACCAUUCCAGUUGUUUGAGCAUCUAGAUGAAUUAACUCUAGUGCUGUUUAAUUUACUAGUACAGAUGUAGCCCGUGUUGUGGGGAAAGGGCAAGACGUCACGGCGUCUCAUGUGUGGAGUUUCUAGGCAGAGCAGUUAAACGGCUGACGCCUCUUCUCUGGUGAGGAGCUGUGAGACCUUGGGCUGCCCGGAUCACCCUGGGUAGUGAACCAUGAGUUACGGCACCCAUCCCUCAUGCCCCAGUAUAUUUUUUGCUCUCACCUGUGUUGGAGUGCUACCAAGUCUGCAGGAGGCAACUGGACACACUUCAGGGGACCUCCGGUUCUGUCCCAGGAAACACGUACCUCCUGGCAGAGUGACUGGAAAUACAAAUUCUUCCACAUCCUCUUGCCCAUUUGCAAUCCCCCCGCCAACUCAGAAGACCCUCCAAAGACCUAUGCUGAAACUCUGUGAAUUUUAAUUCCACACCAACAACUCACGUUUACAGUCAAACAUAUUCAAGCCUGAUAAUAACACAUAAUGGCUUUUUUUUACUCCCGGCCAAGUGCAGCCAAGCUCAAUGCAAGAUCAAUUUGCUCUGGUCAUAGCAAACAAACAGCCUUGCUAUGCCCACAGACCGUGAUGUACAAUGCCUAUUCAGCUGGGCUGGAGACACUCCAAAGCAAGGUCUGCAGGCAUUGGAUGGAGGUGGGGGUCACCCAGCUCAGGCUCUUAUCUGCUUGUUUAGCCUUUUAUCUACUCUGAAAUUCAAGGUGAUCUCUGAAGUCAGCAGUCUCAUGUUGUGUUAUAGUCCAAAGUCUUGAAAAGGCACCUAGAAGACUUGGCCUCACCCAAGGAUGGAGGGAGCUGUGCUGUUAACUCCAUUAGCCGGAUGGGGUGCUCUUGAACCUGGUGCCUACACCUCUGCUCCCUGCCAGCUUUGCCCGCCCUUCCUGAACAGAGCAAAGCAAAGUGGAGAAGAAAGCAUGUCACAAACAAAUCCAUGGGCUGAGACUCGCAAAGGGAGCCAACUGAUACGUAUGCAGCUGGCCUCUCAACAGCCACAAGCAAAUGCAAAGGUGUGCCCAUGGCUCCUUUUAGUUGACUCAAUUUGUCAAAGAGGAGUAGGUACGUGUAUUACAGCCUUUCUUAUCAGAUGACAUGUUUAUGGCAGUAGCUGAUUGGCACGCAUGGCUCUGGAUACGGAAGAAGACUUGGAACUCACCACCAAUCCCUCCCCCUAUCUGUGCUCUCCUCCUUUCUCUUUUCCAUUUUUUGCCAGCCACUUCAGUGGUGCCCUCCACAGCGUGCUUUCUCAUCGGCACCAAACCUGAGGUGGGUUGCAACAGUCCUUUCUUUUUCGAUAGCUAUUGGAUGAAGAACCUUACUUGGGGGUUGUGGGAUGGAGGCACUGGGCACAGCAGGAAGGGCACACAGGCUUCUGUUUCCACUUCUGAGCACGGGCAGGCAUUGCUUCAUUCUAUGUUUUCAUAUCACAUCCGUCUGCUGUUUGCUUAAAUCGCCAAAUAACUUAAAUACGUUAUUGCAUGGCUGUGAGGACUCCAAAGUGGCUGUUUACAGCUUUUCUAUGGGGAAAUGAGUGGUGGCUGUUCUCAAAAUCAGAUAGGCAAAAAGGAGCUGAUGAAAAAAGGUAGUGGGUGAUGAUGGAGGAAAGUCUGGGGUCUUUGGAUGAGAUGUUGUGCCCUGUGAGUGCCUGUUAUAAGCACCUUGUGUAUGGAGCUACUGCGGGGGCACUUUCCUCUCACAAAGUGGGAGGAGGCUGGUGGUAAAUGUACUUCAGCUCUUCCCAACGUCCCCUGAACCCCUGUGCAUACCUCCCUACCAAGCUAUAUACCAAGAGCUGCGUCCCUGCUGUGUCCAGUGUGCGCCCAUGUCUGUGGUGUUUGCAGAUUCACUCAUGGAGCUCAUGGAAGGGAAGAAGACCUUCUGCAAGAAUCUCCUCACCUUUAUGCUCUUCAGCUUCAUAUUCAGCUUCUGUCUCUUUGCUUCUUUUCAUCAGUUCAGGACUCCUGAGCCAGAGCAUAAUAAUACCCAUCCCUCUGCACAAACAGCCCUCACUGAUUCCGGCACCCCACCAAAAAGCAAGCAUGAGCUGACCAUUUUGCUGUGGACCUGGCCCUUUGGGCAGCGCUUUAAAUUCAGCAGCUGCUCGGAGCUCUACAGCACGCCAGAAUGCCACUUCACUGCCAACCGGAGCUGGUACCACAAGGCCAGUGCUGUGAUUGUGCAUCAUAGGGAUGUGUCUUGGAACGUAAAGGGACUGUCCCAGGUCACCAGAAUCCCUUCGCAGCGCUGGAUCUGGUUCAACCUGGAGUCGCCCAGUCACUCGGCCAACCUGGGCGCCAUGGACAACCUCUUCAACCUGACCAUGUCCUACCGGAGGGACUCGGACAUCUUCAGCCCCUACGGGGAGCUGCAGCUCCUUAGCCAGCCCCAGCCCUUCAGCAUCCCGCCCAAGGCCAAGCUCGUGGCCUGGGUGGUCAGCAACUGGCGGGCAGACUCCCACCGGGUGAAGUACUACGAGCAGCUGAGGCAGCACAUCGCCGUGGACGUCUACGGGCAGCAGCACCGGCCCCUGGCCCAAGACCAGCUCCUGCCCACCAUGGCCCAGUACAAGUUCUACCUGGCCUUUGAGAACUCGCAGCACGAGGACUACAUCACCGAGAAGGUCUGGAGGAACGCCUUGUCGGCUGGCACCGUCCCCGUCGUCCUCGGGCCGCCCCGGGACAACUACGAGCGCUUUCUGCCCCCCGACGCCUUCAUCCACGUUGAUGACUUUGCCAGCGCCCGGGACCUGGCGCGGUACCUGCAGGAGCUGAGCGAGGACGCUGAGAGAUACCAGCGCUACUUCCAGUGGCGGCGGUGGCUGAAGCCCGUGAAUGCGCCCGGCUGGGCCGUCCACCUCUGCCGGGCCUGCCGGGUCCUGCAGACGACGGAGGCCCGGUACCAGGUGGUGCCCAAGCUAUCUGAGUGGUUUGUGUAACUGCUAUUUUCUCGGCUCCUGACUGUAUUUUGAUCUUGUUGAACUUGCGAUUGGGUGCAAUUUCACAGGAGGAUUGAACUUGUUAAAAAUGGAGGGACAAUAAGAGCUUUGAAACCAACAGGAACAAGGAAACAAUCAGUGUUCAUGUCUUUGUUUUACGAGAUAAUAGACUACCCGAUAGAGUAGUACAUUGGGUUUUUUUUCUGUUGGUGUUUGAGUUAAUGCA
Messenger RNA from Struthio camelus australis, 5303 nucleotides. The record is from RefSeq and is a predicted model, not a curated record. Lineage: Eukaryota; Metazoa; Chordata; Aves; Struthioniformes; Struthionidae.